AGAUAAUCAGCACCGUCAUCACUUUUUCGCGCCUCGUGCUCGUCGCUGUGGGCUCUCAUACGUCACUGCUUGCAGAGAGUUAUCAUAUCUGCACUGCAGAGAGGUACCGUACGCAAUGGCGAAGCUCCUUUUGCUCUCAACCACGUGCUAUGCCUUGGUCCCGCCGCUGCAGCCCAUGCAGACGAAACUGCGUGCAGCGACACUCGAAGAAGUAGAAAGAAUCCCGACGCCGGCCUUCGGUAAAACCUUCGGUGACGAUAUUAGCAAGUUAAAGGCUGCCAUCUUCCACUACGGCGCCACUCUCGACCGCGGGCAAGGAUUUAACCCGACGACGGGCGAGCAGUACAAGGAUCGGAUGGACAGAGCGGUGGCCGCGGUCGAGGCGCUGUGUGAGAAGGGCGGCGUGCCGGACGUAUCUCCAGAAAAGCUCCGAGGCCGGUGGGAGCUCGUCUUUUCGAGCGUGCCCCACGGCAUCUUCCGCAGCAGCCCGUUCUUCGAGGCCAUCUACGACUCGUACGCGAACGUGGGCAAGCCUGAUAAAGCGGAGCUGUUCUUCAAGCUCCACGAAUUGCAGACUAUGAGCUGGGGCGCGUCGAAGAUCGGACGGGUGGCGCAGACGAUCGACCCCGAGAACAAUAUGUUAUACAGCGAGUUCGACACGCAGAUCUUCUCGCUGACCGCCAUCCCGAUCAUCGGCUUCUGGAAGCUCCUGCCGACCUUUGGGGGCUGCGUCGUCACCGCUUCCAAAAUGAACAUCAAUGAUAACGCGUUGAACCUCGAGGUCGAAUACACGACCGCGAAGCCCGUCGAGGGCUUGAGCGGGCUCGGAGAAUGGAUCUGGGAUGUGAAAGUGCCAGUAGGCGCCGUCUGGAAGCUCCUGCCCUGGAAUCGAGGCCUGCCGCCGACGUGCGCCGUGGAGCAGGUGUACCUCGACGACGACGUGCGCAUCGCCAAGGACACGUCCGGGCAGUACUUUGUGUAUGCUAGACCCGUAUAACAACA
Pelagomonas calceolata is the source of this 1002-nucleotide messenger RNA. NCBI's taxonomy places the organism in Eukaryota, Pelagophyceae, Pelagomonadales, Pelagomonadaceae. The record is from the annotation of a GenBank genome assembly.